AGGUAUUAGUUUUAGUAUCAAGUUUGUUGCUGGUAUUAUGUAAUUUGAACAUGAGUCAAGAACACACAUUAACUUUGAUUGGAAAAUAUUCUUGUUUUUUUUAAAAAUAAACUUGUUUUCUAAUUUCUAAUAUUGGUUAAUGUCAUGGCUUCAAAACCGAGGGGUUUGGGUUCGAAUCUCUCUGAAGACUUGGUUUUUAAAUUUUAAUAUUUUCAGGACAUCCCUGAGUCUAUCCUACUCUAAUGAUUACCUGUUUUAGAAAGUAAAGUCGGUUGAUCAUUGUGCUGGCCACAUGACACACUCAUUAACCAUUGGUUAUAGAAACAGAUGACAAAAACAUAUGCCCUGUAGAUUGCAAGGUCUAAAAGGGAUAACUUUUGUUUUCUCUUUUUUAAAAUUUGCUCUUUUUUUUUAAGUGGAUGACUUAACUUGGUUAAUAAAAAGAGUUAACACCCAGUGAAUGACUUAAGCUCUUAGUGUAAUAAGUGUCUUUUUUAGAGUUUCCCACGCAUGGAAAAGUUUCAUUUUGUAAACUGUUUCUUUUAGAAAGAGCUAGUUUGUCAGAUAAGGUGAGCACUAUUAACAGAGAGAUAACUUUGAGCAGUGAUGCAUUGAGAGGGAGAAAUUUGAAGAGACAAAGAGGGAGUGAGAGGUAGAUUGGGAUAGACAGAAGAAGAAAAAAUCUGGGAUGGGAAAGAGCGAAGUAGAACUGUACUACACAUUUCCUGUUUGAUAAAAGGCUAGUGACCAUAGAUGAACAGGAUACCUACAUCAUGGGUUGGCCAUUGAAGUGUUGUCAUGUCAUGGCUGAGACCAUAAGUACUUCAGUCCACAUGUCUCUGAUUACAUGGAUUUAGUUGUUAUUUUCAAGCUUGGUAAACAAGAUGCCUAUGAAAGACAUCAGGGCGUAAUGGGCUGGCAGAGUUUUAGUUCCGAUGUCUCCAACCACACCUCGGCUUCCAGUGCAAGUUUGGAGCUACUGCUGAAUGAGAGACAACUGGACCCUGAAAUUAUGCUGGCCAGUUUAGGCUUUGGUCUGGAGACUGAAGGCUUUGUGCCAUCUUUGGCUAGAAUACCCGAAAGAUUUCUUCGCCAGCCAAGCAAAGCCACAGGGAUCAGUCUUCCUGGGGUGGGGGAAGAUGUUGGAGCGGAUAUUUUUGAGGAGGCCCCCCAGGCUACCCUCUCUGGCCCCACUUCAUCUGAGUCAGCCCCCAUUCCUAUCCCAGCAGCACCGAGGAAAAGACCAGGAAUAAGCACUCUGGUAAAGACACUUUCCAUGAUACGAAUGAAGACCUCCUUUGCUCGAGCUGGACACAUGAGUCCCUCCCGUACCCCGCCACUUGCACAUCAACCGUCCAGUAUUUUACUCCCCAUUAAUCAGAAAUAUCUUGCCAGCAAAGGUUACUACAGGCAACAGGGUUGGCCAAGGGGAACAUUUGAAGAAGCAGAGGAGGAAACUCAGAAAGAGAAUAUGGAGACUAAAGAUGCAGCCACCAAGAGGAAACAUUUUCAGAGGAUGAAAACCAACCGUCAGUGGAGCUUGUGUGAGUCAGGGGACCAUUUUGAGGAGAGCCCCUCCAAGGAGAGUGGAUGGCAGUCUCAAUCCCUGGAUGACUCACUCAGCUUGGAUAGCACACAUGAGCGCCACGACUCUCUGGGCACUAGGUUCAGCACAAACACAGAAUCAUCGACAGACAGUCUGGACACACCAAACAUUGAAACAGAACGUGCUUUUGAGGAGAUUCGCAGACAGUAUAAUGAGAGUCUGGUCAGGAAAAGGUCAUCAACAGAUGACCUCUUUUUGCCUCCGAGACCAAAAGAUCGCUUGUCCAGUGAGGACAGGGAUACGGACAAUGAUUAUUUAAACACCAAUGAUAUUAGGAGCAAUAAUUAUUUCAUAUCCCCUGCCAGUUCCAGACAAGCCACGGUGGAGAAAGCUCCAACCAUCUCCAGGAGUAGUGUGAGUGACGAGACAGAAGACUCUCAAAAAAAUGAUGGUAACAACAAUCAAAGUGUUUUGUCUAAAUGUGAUAAAGGUUCUAAUAUUGGUGAAGACUUCAGCAGGUCUCAAUACAACGACAGCAGCACUGAUGUUCGCAUCAUUGUCUCCAGCUCAGACAACUUGUCUGGGAGACAUUCACCUUCUAAUGUGGGCUAUGACUUCCACUCAAGGACUUCUGGCAAGCUGAGUGUGAAAGCUGUUCAGAGGACAUCGUCUGAUUCUGGCUCCACCAGCAGCAGUGGUACGGCCAUCGGCAGUAGCAGUAUUGCCACCACCACUGACGACCUGGACACUCUGCGUUGUGUAGAGUCUGACCGGGACUCCCUAUCAGGGUCAGUCAGCCCCUACGGCUUUAGCCAGAAGCCUGUGUCCUCACACAGUUGCCAGACAUUAGAAGCAGACUUUAAGCUGGCGGCAACGUUAGCAGCUGCCAGGCCAUUAAGUAGUAAGAAGAAUGGAGCCUCUGAGACGAGGCAGAACACUCAGAUAAGAGCUUCCAGGUCUAGAGCUAGUGGAACCUUCACUGUCCUGGAAGACAGUCCCAGAGUACAACUAUCUGCUUUACCCACUUCAAUCAAUCCCUUGGAGCUGAUGAAGAAAUUACAAAAUUCACAAGAUGAACUUUCCCGUAUGGGCAGUGUCCAGUCUGACAGUAGUGGUUUUGGAGAUUUUGAUCCCACCUCUGAAACAGGACACCAAGAGUUUGGUAUGCUGAGAUCAAAUAAAGGAGAGAUAGCUACACAGACAUCACUGAACUCUUAUAGUAAACUUUCUGGCAGCAGACAUCAAGAAGAGAAAGACUCUGAGUCUCAGGUUGACUCCAAUACAAGAUAUGUCACAAUGUGCUACAUUCCAACCCUGGGAGCCAAACCUGCUGGUGUUUCUCAGACUGAUCACAAACACAGGGCUGUGCGCAGUGACCAUAGUUUGUAUCUCAGCAACAGGUCCUCUGACGCUGGUCGUCAUGAAAGGCUGACCUCAUCACGGCCAAGGGGAUUCAGUGCUACAAGUCAUCAUAUGGACUACGUUGAUUCUCCACAAAUCAGGAUGGGUGAGUCAAGGUCAGACUCCCCUAAGGUGUCCUCGGUUCAUUAUGUUCAAAAGAAUAAAACUUGGGACUUGAGAAGAAACGGGCUGCCCAGAUCACAGGACUCGACUCCAAUCACUCAGCGCAAGUUUACUUCUAACUUAGACUUGUACACAGAUGAAGCUGGUCUUCAUGCUAAGGACAGCAGAGAGGGCGCUUCCCAGCGAAGACAUUCCAAUGACAGCCUUCUCAAUGACACUCCCAUCUCCGUUGAAUUGGCUCAGGCCACUGGUGGUGCGGCCGUGAACAGCUCAACAUCAGUCACCAUGAGCUCCAGUAUAUUCACCCAGCCCAGCGGUAGCCCUAUAAUCACCAGCCACACUCCACUGGCUGGGAAUCUAAGUCGGAUCAGCGGGGAAGGCCAGUAUCCCCCGUCACAGUUUAAACCCUACAGAAGGAACUUCUCACAGCAGAGGUCAUGUGAUGUGCUUGAAGAUGAUUUCAGCAUCAGCGAUGGAGACCUCAGUCCUAGAAAAGGGUGGCUGGAUGGUCAGGACCAGUCUCACAUAGAGGAUUAUCACCGGCUAACCGGAUCGUUGCCCCCCUCCAGCUACGCCUAUUCCUUACCGCCCCUCUCUUUAUCCAGAAACUCCGAUGACUUUGAAACCUACUCAUCUGUUGAAAGCAACUCGGAUUACUCAAUACAGUCAUUUCCCGAGGGUCAUUCAAGAUCAGAGAUACUGGACUCACGCAGACUUGCUCAGCUCAUAAACCAACCCAUUUUCUACAAGGGGAAGAGACGAUCGAGUGGUCAUUAUCGACCCAGACGAUUGUUUAAAGAGUGGAGUCUGCUCAGCAAAAGGAAGAGACUUCAAGAAGAGAAUCGUCUUCUUCAAUAUGCUCUUCAGAAAUACAAAACUGAACUGAGCAUAAUGGAGACAUCUUUCAUGAUAGACUAUCAGACAGUGUACCCUGAAAUGAAUCAAGAAGAAAGAGAAGAACUUGAGGAAUUGGAGUAUCUGUGGGCUGAGGUCAGAGGUCAAGUGGUGGAGAUGGAGCAGCUGCUCUUGGCCCGAGUGAAGUCAGUACAUUCUGGCAAUGAUUUCCAUUCUCUCAUGUCUAGCAUGGGAAUCAUCAACAGGAUGAUUGAACUAAUCAAGGAACAAAUGUACCUACAACAAGUGGCCAGUGCCAGGACCAAGGACAUCAGAGAAGAAGAUUUAGAUGACAUGGACGGUCAUUUCCAUGAUGAGUUGCUGAUAGAUGAGCGACAAAAAAUGUUCAAUGAAGUGAAUCAUAGAAGAUCAUCAGCCAGGAAUACUCAUAGCUCUUCCCUUUCCAACAUUCCGGCAGAUCUGAAUUUAAGCCUAGAGCAGAUCAAGUCUUCCUUACUUUCUCAAGUUCAGUUGGAAAUCAAAGAAAGCACUAAAAGGCUGGAACUAGACCUAAAGGAGAAAGAUAAAGAAAUUCAGGAGCUGAAGGAGAGACUAUCCCAAUCAUCAGAGACUCCAUUCAAACCAGUCAGGAGAUGGACUCCAAAGUCUGCCAGGUCAAAGAGCUUCACUGCCAACUCUAGCCAGUCUAGCUUUGGUUCAAAAAGUUUAUCAAGCACACCUCUGUCAUCCAGCCUGUCCAGGAAGAAAUCACGGCUAGUGGGGAAUAGUGUAGUGCAAGAGACAGAUGUAUGAUGACCUUUGUUUUGUCUUGUUUUUAGAUUUAUUUUAUUUUAGUAAUUCAUUUUGUUCACAUCAUUCCCAUUAUGAUUUCACAAUAGCAUGGCAUUCUUCACCCCUAAGUUGUUGUGUUUUUUCUUACUAUUUGAAGCUGAUGGAAUUGAUUCUGCCAGCAUUAAUAGACAUUCCAAAUUUUAAAUCCUGGCCAGAUAGAUUUAAUGAUGAUUGAAACAAAACCAAUAUCUUAGAGCUGAAACAAACCAAGACCUUAGGAGUUCUUUUCUUCUUGUUAUGCAUUCUACUUUAUUUAAUCAGAUACUGAAAACAAAAAAAAACUUUUUUUUUACAAUACCUCUAUACAACUUCUAAUUUUAUGGAAACCUUCUUGGUGGGCAAAACCUGGAUAUGGAUCUUGAAAACAGCUCUAAUAACUUUCCUAGAAAUGUGACUGUUUUAGUAUAUUGUUUGGAAAAGAAGUGACUAAUUUGUUGGACACACUGGGAAAACUCAAAUUUUACCAAUAUAUUUUUCAAAGUAAAAAAAAAAUUUAUCUGGUUAGAGAACUAGAAAAUAUUUAUCAUGAACGGACUAUAUGUCUGCAGUAUUUCCGCAUGUAGAGUUUGAAGAAUUUUAUAAAUUAAUUUUCAGGCAAAUUUUGCGCAUUGGAAUGUUAGAAAUUUAAGUCAUGUAGAUCUAUACAUUAGCAUAACCAGGAUUCUUUCUCAGGGCUAAUGGGGUGGGGUAAAAAAGGUUCCAUUUGUUUUUUAAUCUAACACUCAUUAGUAAAACGAAAAACAAUCACUCUAUAAGUUGCAUAACAGAGGGAUUAUCUUGUUUAAAAAAAAUUUUUAUGAUUACAGGUUGAAGAAGAAUUUUAUUAUUUUUUUUGAAAGAAUUUUUAAAUAAUAUUGAAAAAAAAAAAAAGAUUUAUAAGGAUGGUAAUAUGGUUGAGCUCCUGUGUUAUGGACUAGGACAUUAUCUGGCCAGCUCAAAGACCAACAGCUUUCCAGUCCAGAAAUACUUUUGGCUCAUUUUGGAUUUACAAUCUACAUUUUAUUCAGUUUUUUUUUUUU
Molecule: messenger RNA, 5775 nt
Organism: Biomphalaria glabrata
Lineage: Eukaryota; Metazoa; Mollusca; Gastropoda; Planorbidae
Exons: 14
Coding region: 848-4717 (1289 amino acids)
Molecular function (GO): signaling receptor binding
Source: RefSeq, a predicted model, not a curated record